AUGGUGUUUCAUGCUUACUGUGUUGUGUUUCUGCUUGUAACAUCCCUAUCCCUUGUCUUAACUUUCAAAAUAUUAAAACCCGGUUAUAAUGUCAAACACAACGUUUAUCAGUACCAUGACGUCAGUAUUGACGGGUCAACAGAUGACAUCAUCACAAGAGAUAGAACCGGAAGUGAGCACGUUGAUAUGGAGUGGGACAUAAUACAGCGGGACAAGGACCAACUGAUUAAUGUAGAUAAUGAUAAAAAUGACGUCAUAACCGAAGAAAUAAAUGACCGAAAAGAUGACAGAAUUCAGGCAGCAGAGGAAUCACCGUCCAUUUCCGCCCUGAAUCUCCAAGUAAUGGCGAUUGUUGACGCUCAGUUGUUCCGGAAGUUCCUCGAGAGAAACCACCGAGACGUACGUCAGACCCACAAUGCCAUCAUCACGUACUUCAGCUCAGUGUUCGCUAUGGUGAACGAAAGAUUCCAAACCAUGAGGAAGUUUGGGCUAGACAUCAAAAUUAAGUUGGCAGCCAUCGUCAUUGAAGAGCGAGAUCAAGAUGUCCCUUGGUUGAGAGGACACGUCCGACGUCCCUCUUACACCAGGGAGGCCAUGAUAGAUGUGGAAUCAGUGUUGCGUGACUUAACAAAAUGGCUGCAGAAUAGCAGCUUACCAAACUACGAUCACGCAGUGGCUUUUACUGGAUAUGCUCUGGUAAAAAACUCAAAGAAAAUUGACGGUUUGGCGUACAUGAAUAAGAUAUGUGACAGACAGGGGCACUCUUCAUCCAUUGUGGGAGAAAAUGGAGACUUCAUGAGUGUGGGGGUGGUGGCUCAUGAAAUAGCACACAGUCUCGGUGCUGUUCAUGAUGAUCAAAGUAGCAAUAGCGGGAAUUGCUCUGCAGAAGAUAACUACAUAAUGGCGCCUCAACAUCAAAUGAACCCAGAGAAAGUUCAAAAUCUUUUCCAUUUCUCGCACUGUUCAAGUAAUAAGAUUCUUCAAAUUAUCAGGUCAAAUCAGCCUCAGUGUCUGUAUGAUGAUAAUCCUGAACUCCCGUAUCCCUAUGACCUUGACAAACGACCUCCAGGUCAGACAUUCAGUCGUGAGAGGCAGUGUAAACUGGUGUUCGGUGAGAAUUCUACACUUUGCUUUGUAAGUACACAAGCAGCCCUUCUCACUCAUGGCUCUGAGAUGUUAAAUUAA
Saccostrea cuccullata (small rock oyster) is the source of this 1185-nucleotide messenger RNA. Its product is annotated as A disintegrin and metalloproteinase with thrombospondin motifs like. NCBI's taxonomy places the organism in Eukaryota, Metazoa, Mollusca, Bivalvia, Ostreida, Ostreidae. The coding region runs from base 1 to 1185 and encodes 394 amino acids. Gene Ontology annotation, molecular function: metalloendopeptidase activity. The transcript has 9 exons. The record is from RefSeq and is a predicted model, not a curated record. Gene Ontology annotation, biological process: proteolysis.